AUGACAACUUCUACAACAAAUUUUCUAGCGUCGCUACUUGCUUCUUCCUCGACUGGAGGCACGACAGCGACCCCGCUUGCUAAAGGCAGCAAUCCUUUCGCUAUCGGCGCGAUGGAAUCUCCGCAGGAGAAGUUGAGACUGAUUCUGGAGGAACGAGAGAAAUUGGAGGAGCAGCGAAUGAAAGUAGGAGCAUCAACGGGACCGAUUGUACCAAAAAGUUUCAUGGCGACCAACCCUCCCGCGGCUGCUACGAUGGACAGCUCUAAGCUUCAAAAUCAGCAAAACCCUCUUUUUGCAACGGACAACGGCAAUGGCACAAUGGGAAGUCAAGUUGAACCUGCAGAAGAUGAUCUAUGGAAGCUGUUAAUGUCGUCCUCAAUCGAUUCCUUCAGACGGGUACCGGUAAAUGAGAUGGGACUGUAA
This is a messenger RNA of Phytophthora infestans T30-4, 423 nucleotides long. RefSeq lists its product as uncharacterized. The coding region runs from base 1 to 423 and encodes 140 amino acids. NCBI's taxonomy places the organism in Eukaryota, Oomycota, Peronosporomycetes, Peronosporales, Peronosporaceae. The transcript has 2 exons. The record is from RefSeq and is a predicted model, not a curated record.